This is a messenger RNA of Amoebophrya sp. A120, 3503 nucleotides long. Lineage: Eukaryota; Dinophyceae; Syndiniales; Amoebophryaceae. The record is from the annotation of a GenBank genome assembly.
AUGCUCGCUUUCGGCUACAUGGGGGAGACGGAGGUGAUGUCUCUGUGGCCGGCCUUUUCCGCGAGUUUGUUUUCCUGGCUGUUCAUCGUAUACGAGGUCUACUUAUCAACUGUAAAAAUGUCUGGGUCUGGAAGAAUUCAUGUUUGUCAUGCUUGUCUGGCAUGACUCUUAAAUCUGUCAUGCACGGUACCCAAGAGCUAUGUUUUUCUGUGAUGCAGAAGCGCAGUUUGUCAUGCGGAAUAGGCAACACCGAGGAGCUCAGAAACUUGUCAUGCUGAGCCAGCAUUUGGAGCCUCAUCAUGAGACGCCACCCAGCAUCACAAGUUUCCAGACCCAGACAUUUUUACAUUUGAUACUACUCUGGCGAUGCCUCGGUGAUCGCGAACAACCUGGCGGCGGGUAUCUAAUGCAAAAGUAUCGUAUUCGUACUAAUUGCGUAUAUGCAUUACAAAUCUUUGUUUCAAGGCACAUCCGCAUUACAAAUUUAAUUUGUAAUGCUACGUCAAUUUGUAAUGCAUUUAUACGAGUACGAUACUUUUGCAGUUCAUAGCGGGGAAAGCGCGGCAGUGGCUCUUGGAGAAGGAGCAGCGCCGGGCAGAUAGGGAAGAAACGCAGAAGGAGCUGAUGAGGAAACUGAAAAACAUGAGCAAGACACUCGUGACGGACGAGGAAAUCGCGGAAAAGAACCGCCUGAUGGCCGCCUUACUGCAGUUGCAGCAGGACGACAUGAUCCAUAGUACCACAGGAGCACCAACUUCUACCGCCGGGACGAGGACCACUUCAUCUUCCGAGUUGGAAGAUAUCAACUACGACGAUUUUACGCCUCCCGUCGCGGUGCAGGCCUUCGAUUCGCUGCGAAAAAUUCUGCUCUUCGGGUGGUCACUGUAUCCGCUGCGCCCGGUGUUUUCGAGGUACGUUUGGAACCACGACGAGCACUCGGAUAUUUCCCUGCAGACCCAGCAGGAGCGCAUGAAUGGACUGUACAACUUGGGCGACCUCAUCAACAAAGUUUUCUUCGUAUCCAUCAGGAAAAAAAUGUGUCCGUGUAGCUGUAGGUGUUCGGGUGGCAGCAUGUUGACAAAUUUGUUCUGCAUAAGGACAAAGAAAUCUAGUCAUGCACAGCUGGCACGUGGUCCACGUGAAAACAAAAGCAAAACGUAUUCACAUUCGUAUGAAACAGCAAUAGGACAACUCCAUGGUUGGCUAGCAUAGCAAGAGUAACUGUGUUGCAUGCUUUGCAUAUACACACUUUUUCUCUCGCGAUACCCUGGCAUCGCCGUGUACUCCGUCGCGGGGUCGCUCGAGCAGGAGGAACUCCAGCGCGUUUUCCGGGUGCGCAAGCUGGAAAACACGAUUCUGAAGAAGUGGUUUCGCGAGUUGAAGCAAGCCGGCAUCGUAUCCUAGAGAAAAACUGUGUAAGGGUAACUUUGUGUUGCAGAAAAUGCAAAACCGUUACACUUGUCAUGCUGGACAUGCAUCAGAGGCUAUUUUGGUAUAUGUUUUCAAGUGCAAGCUACGCAUGACAGGUUUUCUGUGUCAUGCAGAGCAAACUUGUGAUGCUAUUUCUCCAAGAAACUUACACUUACACACUUUUUUCCUUGGAUACAUCGUCGGCAAAAAGUACCGAGGCCACUGUUUGAAGGAAUGGCUAGGCCUGGAAGAGGAUGGUGGUGGUUCUUUUUCAACCGCACUUUGGACCACGGCGACCUCGAUGGAUGGUAAUCCUCGAGGUCUUAAAAGCGAUUCACUCUUCGCCAGUGAGGAGCAAAAGCGGAUGAAAGAGAGUGGGUACCGGGAGGUGGUCGUGAAAAACAUCCCGCCGGCACUGGCGAUCAAGCUGUCGCAGCAGAGAAAACGCUACGAACAGCAGCGGUUCUUCAGUCACAUUUAUUCCGGACAAGAAGAACAUCUCCAGGGAGGUGGUCGUGGCGAAAAAAACGGCUUGUUGGGACCUCCGCUACCUUUCUAUGUGUUUGAUGAAAAAUCUGGGUAGAAGGUGGGGAUAGAUCAUACUUAAUAUCAUUCUUUCAGUUGAGUACAACUGGAGUUGUUGUAGCCUACAUAAGUUGUAUUAGGGUGUUUUUCAGGAGAUGACAGGAUCAUGCAAAUCGAAGUCUCUUACUUCUGCGAUAAAAUAACAGGAAUAGAUCUAAGCAUUAGAUGGUGAUAGUCAACAUAGGUAGUAGCGGUAGGAGCACCACUUCUGCUUUAACAAGUCAUUGCCUUCACAAUGGGACAACAUAUGCAUCCCCGUGAACGAAUGAAACUGCGAAGUAAGGGAACAUGAACUACAAGCUGAAUUUUACAAUUCAUUAUUCCAUUCCUGUACUGAUGCACCAGCUUCUGUCAUUUGCAAGCGCAAUUGGAAGAUCUUCUAGAAACCACCCGUACUACCAUUUUUUCUUUCUACUACGAAAGUCUCGACUUCUUGAAACUCGAGCCGAGGCGGAGAGUAGUAGAAAAGGUGGAAAUACAUCAAUUAGGACGUCGUGGAGCGGCGGUCGCGACACCACACCCCAUCAACGCAGCUUCUUAUAAUUUUCCAGCGCAAAAUUACGCGGCCGCUUCAUGGACAACUUCUGGCGGACGGGGGCCGCCUACUCGUCCUGUGACUACAUUUUUUUCAGCUACAACGAGCAAGCUAAUAUCCUCCGCACCCCCGACGCCGUGGAGAAUGAUUGGAGGCCACGCAAACCCGCCAGCUAGCGUCGCUUUCUCCCAAGAACCCCCAAUGUUGUUGCACCAUGAUCAUCUGCCUGGCGCGAUAACAGGAUUAUCGAACAUGAAUGCGCCGGAACACGCUGCAUCUACGUCGGUAGCGGCACGUUCAGUCCUUCCCAGCGACAUGAACGUCACGUCUCUACCACCUGCUCAAGCUGCUGGUAUACCUGGCCCGGGCGAAAAUCCGCUGUACGAAGGUCGUGGACAUACUGUGCCGCCAGUGGUUCGAUUCGCGGACCGCGGUCGUUCCGGCGGUAAGAAAAGUGCGACAAGAACUGGAACUGCUACUACUAGUAUUUCACCAAGUAGAACGGAGGCGGACCUGCAAGGCGGGUCGUUGAUGUCGCAACUGCAUGACUGGAGUUGUCGACCUCUACCGCAGGAGCAGCCUCCUCUUGUGCAAAACAAGAAGGUAGGCCAAAAAGUAUAUGCGUCGGCGUCGGCGUCGGCGUCCCCAGGUGCAGGUGAACAUGAAAACGACACGACCAGCCGCGGUCUGCAACAACCCAACGAGUUUUCCUUCGCAGAACAAGGAGUGACCGAUAUUAAGUCGUAAAGACCAGCUGCUGUUCACAAAGGAAAAUGGGCAACAUGAUGACAGUAAGUAGUACAACCUCAAACAUCACAACCACAAGUGAUUCUGAUUUCUAUUUCUUCGCAAAUGACUUCAAGACAGAACUAAAAACAAAGCAAGACAGGGAAAUAAGGACUUCCCCUCCAUCAAGAUAGAUCUUCAUGCGGCCGGCCCACUACUUGGUGGUGGAUGCAUAUUUGGAUUGUCA